CUGCUGCUCAUUACCGCCACACGUUUCGCGGACGCCGGUCGCCCGUUCUCGUCGUCGUCGUCGUCGCACCUCACACCACGUUCACACGCGCUCCGAACAACACUUCUCGCGCUAAUAUUAUAAUAUUAUAUUUUAUUUAUCUGUCGGUCGAUCCGACUGUUUUCACCACGAUAUCAUACGAUUUCAAUAUUUUUAUUUUUAUUAUUAAUCAUUAUCGUUGACGUGUCUGCAUUGCGGAAUAAAACUAUAUUAUAAUUUUUUUUUUAUUAUUAUCGUGUUCAAUAUUUUUUUGUGCGUCGUUUUUUGACUCGUGUCAUUUUCGUCAAACAAUUAUUAUAAUACAUACGUACGUUUAUUUAUUUUUUGUGUUUUGAAUUAUUAUUUUUUUUACGUGUUUUGUGUCUAAUCUUCGCCAAUCGUCGACGUCCGGGUUCCGUUCACUGACAUGGUGCCAGACACAACGAUCGUUUGAUCAACCCUCCGCUAACACACAUCAGACCGUAUACAUAGUCGUCGUACCCGAGGAGUACGAGUAGCGGGAGAAGUAGCGGCCUGUUUAACGGGGAACUAUCUAUCGUUCUUAUAAUAUAAAAACGCAAUAACGCGUCAUGGAGGUGGGUCUAAAGAAAGACUCGCCAAUCACUUACAGCAACGGAAAGCGCUUGUUCACCAUCGACCAGAAGGUGGACGCGCUGGUCCGCAUCAAGAUGACUGGCUGUUCAAAGGCCGAAGUGGCCAGGAGCUUGCACGUGGCCGAGUCCACGUUCCGCGGUUGGUUUAAAAAUAAGGACAUUGUGUUGAAAGCAGAGGCAAAAUAUAACGAGAUGAAAUCCAAGUCUUCGUCCACGUCUUCGGACGGCUACAAAUCUGACGAAAACUCCAAAUCGUUCUCGGUCGAUGGCUCAGACAACAACUCGACAACAGAUGAGCGUGAGGGCAGCUUGUCCCGGUUCAGCAGCCCGGACCCGUGCGUGACCAAUCCGAUUAGACGCAGUCCAGAGAGACUUCAUCAUCAUCAAAAGCUCAAGCUCAAGAAGCAACAACACAACAACGCGUUGAGCUUGAACAACAACAACAACAUAAUCGGUAGCGGUGGCUUGCUCGGAGGUGGUUUGAUGGGUGGCGCUCUCAACAGCGCUCUCAACGGCGGUCUCAACUCCGGUCUCAACGGAGGUCUCAACGCCGGUCUUAACGCUGGUCUCAACGCUAGCCUUAACGCCAGCCUCAACGCAAGUCUCAGCGCCGGGUUUAAUGCAAGUCUCAGCGCAAGUUUCAACGCAAGUCUCAACGCAAGUCUCAGUGCCGGGCUCGGCGCAGCUGGACUCAACGGUAGCCACGGUGCCGCCGCCCUAAACGCUAGUCUCAGCCUCAAUCAACAAACACAACAGCUCCAGCAUCAGCUGUCACAGCUCGCCCAUCAUCCGCUCCACCACAAUAUGUCGCCACUUGGCGGCCUCAAGAGCAGCAACACAGUAGCCGCAGCAGCAGUUGCCGCCGCCGCAGCAGCCGCAGCCUCAGCGGCAGCCGAUCGCGCCAAUCUCCGCCUCAGCCCAGCAGAAAUCCAAAACAAGAUCAACAACUUCUUUGGUCCGGGACAGAUUAUUCCGACUUCGCCACCGUCCUGUUCGACGAGCUACAUCUCUCCGGAUUUCACCAACGAGAAUCCCUUCAACAAGUCGUCCAGCAGUUUCAUCAACACAAUGGUGACGGCUACUCUGAUGGAGCCACAGGCAUUGGACUUGUCCAUGCACUCCAGGAAUAAGUGUAAGGAUUUCAAACCAUCCUUUACCACAUGCACGGUCACAAACACUACUACUACGACCACAAAGUCGAGCCCGAAAAUACUGAGGCACAAUUCUCACAGAAAUCUGUACAAGCCGUACAAUACCAGGUGCACCGACGACAUCGUACAAGGUAUUAAUCCCAGGAACCCAUUGUGGCCAUUGUAAUAAGCUACUAUAAUACUUAAAAAAGAAAAAACCAAAAUUACUUGUCGUCUACAUAUUUUUCGAAGAAGAGGAAAAACUACAAAAGGACGACAAACUAUUGACCUAUCCGCUUCUUUUAGAAUCAAUCUCUUAAUUUUUUUUUUUUUUUCAAAAAUAAAAUACUAAAUAAUGUAAUUCACUAAUUUCUAAAAAUGUUCAUUCUCCUACAUAUAUAUAUGUGUGUAUAUAUAUUUGAACACGUAUAUAUAUUUUAUAUAUUAUUGUCACAAUUUUUAUUAAUGUAGAUUUUUUUUUUGUUUCUCAAACCAUCAAUUAUUAUACAGUGUCAGUUUUGUUUUUAUACAUAUAUUUAUGUGUACCUAAUUAUAAGAAAUACUUUUAGUAUUUAACCAUGUAAGUCUAUGUUUGAUACGUUCGUAUAAUAAUGCAACUGGAGUAAAUAAUUUUUAACAUGUUUUAAAGAUAUUUAUUACGAACCAUACAAAUAUAGAUAUUUAUUUAUUAUUAUAAUAUAUUAUAAUAAUCUUUUUUUUUAUAAAACUCUUUCAUUGCUAUAGACUAUAUAAAUUAUUAUUACCAUAUUGUUAUUGUUGUUAUUUGUAUUCCUUUUCGUUUUUAACUAAAAUUGCAGGUAUUGUACAGAUUAUGAUGUUAUUGUACACGCAUUGUCUUAACCGAAGAACUUAUCAAUGAUUUAAUGUUAAGUAUUAAUAAUAAUAACAAUGUAUUAUAUAUAGUCUGUAUAUAUAUAUAUAUAUAUAUGUGUGUUUAUAUAUAUAUAUAUAUAUAUAUAUACUGCUUGAGUCCUAAGUUUAGCAUUAUUGCAAUAUAUAACUGUAUUUAUUAUAUUUGUUUGUAAGUACAGUGGCUAGUUCGCGCGGGUAUGACAACAUACUAAAUGAGUUCGAUAGCCACCCGUGUAAGCGCGAAUAUACAAAAACUACUAAGUUACUAUUUUUUAAAUUUGAUAUUUUUUAUUACUGCAGUAUGAGAGCGAUACUCGUUUGCGGGUCGCAGGGUAGAUUACUUGCAAGACGUACACUAUUGUUUUGAAUACUAUUAGAGUGGAUACACCACAAAGUGUAGUUUGUUUUUCUAAGACCAUUGAAGUCUUACUGUUUUAAACAUCUCUGUAUAUUUUUCAUCAACUAAUGACGCAUGUUGACAUUUUCAGUAUAUAUUUUUCGCCACAGAGUAUUUUCAAAUCUUGAACAUUCAGCCAGAAAGUUUCCAGUACUUCUCACGAUCUUUUCAAAUGUUUAUAUUAUACACAAUACUUACCCGAGUCACAAAAUUAAUAGAUACAUCAUUUAUGCAAUCUGCAGGUAUACAAUGAACUUUUAGAAAAACUUUCUUACCUAUAUUUGCAUAGUGUAAUCAGCAAAAAGAAUGAAUUUGUCGUUGCAAAAGUAAUUCGUACUCGACAGUGGCGCCGAAUUAUAGACAAAGGCAUGGAUGUACUUAAUCACUGUAAUUUCCAUUGCAUUUUUUCCCUCUAAAACAGUCGAAAGUAUAUUCCGUAGGAAAUUUGACAAUGUUACCUACUCAUCUAUCACGCUUUUAGUAUGUACAUAUACGUUUCGGUGCCACUACUGCAGGUUCUCACUCUUGAUCGAAAGUCAAGAUUUAGAUAUUAAGGAUUAUUUGAUUAUAGUCACGAUAAUAACGUAGACAUAUUUUACAUUUUGGAUACUAUGAUUUUUUUCCUGUUGAAAAUCCGCAACAGUAUAUUCAGUAGGAAUUUUAAUAAUGUUACCUACUCACCAUCACGCUUUUAGUACAUAUACAUACGUUUCGGUGCCAAUACUGGUUCUCGGUCUUGAUUGAAAAUCGAGAAUAGGAUAUUAAGGAUUAUUUGAUUAGUCACACAGUAAAAGCGUGAACAUAUUUUAUAAUAAUAUGAUCCAUGAGUGAUUUGAUGGCGAAUGGGAUAUGAUUACCGAUACCUAAAAAAUAUAAUAUGAUUUCAAUAAAAGUCUGUAUACACCAUACUAUUGUACACACACUCUCACCGCAUGUACAUGUGUAUGACAUUGUGGUUGACUGAAAAUCGCUAAGAUCGUCAACAUUAAUUUUAUAUUGCCUUUGUUUGAUAAAAUAUUAUAGCGCGACAGUUAUAAGAAUUGUCCUUUUAUUUCUUAAUGUAUAUUUAUAGGUUUUUUAGCUAAACUACAAUUACACGGGCAUACUAGCAAAUGACUAUUGUGCCAGUGCUUGGUUUAGCUAAAUUAUCUAGUUUUAAUAUAUUCUUAAGCAUUUGUAUCUGUAUUUAUAUUUACUGUUAAUACCAUUAAGGUUAGGAUUACCAUAAUUCACUCAUGUUUGUGUACAGUAUAUUUGAAUAUACAUUAUUAUUUAAUAUUAUUAUAUUAUAUGUAUAAUGUAUACAUAUAUAAAUAUAUAUAUUUAUUUAUUUAUUA
This is a messenger RNA of Aphis gossypii (cotton aphid), 4369 nucleotides long. RefSeq names its product protein distal antenna-like. The coding region runs from base 609 to 1949 and encodes 446 amino acids. The record is from RefSeq and is a predicted model, not a curated record. NCBI's taxonomy places the organism in Eukaryota, Metazoa, Arthropoda, Insecta, Hemiptera, Aphididae. Gene Ontology annotation, molecular function: DNA binding. The transcript is spliced from 5 exons.